Messenger RNA from Dermacentor andersoni, 1439 nucleotides. Its product is annotated as chitinase-3-like protein 2. Gene Ontology annotation, biological process: carbohydrate metabolic process; chitin catabolic process. The record is from RefSeq and is a predicted model, not a curated record. Gene Ontology annotation, cellular component: extracellular region. Gene Ontology annotation, molecular function: chitinase activity; chitin binding. NCBI's taxonomy places the organism in Eukaryota, Metazoa, Arthropoda, Arachnida, Ixodida, Ixodidae.
GCGGGUCUCGGGCCUCAAACAUGUCGCGGCUGCUGGAAGACGAGGAGUGGCUGCUCCAUCAGUCGCGGUCGCUGGCCUCUCCGCGCCGAGACCCGUUCAUCAAGACCUGCAUCACGUACUCCGGCGCCGCAUGCGUCGGGUUCACGCUGCUGCUGGUCGGCGUGUUCGUCUGCGUCAUCACGUACGACGUUCGCAAGGCGGAUGGGCGCGCUGUCGCCGUCUUUCCAGUAAAGGUCCGAUCGCAGGGUCGUAAACCUGUGCCGAUACUGUGCCACGUGAACGUGGCCAGAUUUUACGACCACGAGGUCCGCUACAGGCCUGCGGACCUGCCUGGCAACUAUUGCUCGCACCUGGUGCUCCCUCUACGGGGAUUUUUCAGCGGUACCAAUGAGACUCCGGACGCCAGCAUGGCCUUUGGACUGGUGCACUCGCGGCUCAUCGAGCUUCGAGAUCAAGUCAACACGAGCUUCCCCCACCUCAAGUACCUGAUCGCAAUAGGCGACGAUAAUGGCGGUGGCAGCCGGCUGGCUUUCCACGAAACGCCCAAUGCGACCGCGUACAUGACUUUCCUUGUGGAGAUGGUUCGGUGGGUUCUGCAGAACCGCUUCCACGGGAUCGUGCUGAACCGCGUGUUCCCCAUUGAGAACGAGUAUAAACGACACAUGGCCAUCUUCCUGUCGCACCUCAAGCAGGUCAUGCACAAGCACGGACUCCUCUUCGUCGUCACCGCGUCCUCGCACACUGGCAUUUUCAAGUCCGGGACCAGGCCCGGGAGGCUAUCCCGCUUCCUCGAUUACGUCGGAGUCGUGACACAGGGUCUACACCACCCGGCCAACGCGACCGACCGCAUUCUCGUGCCACUCCACCAUCAGCGAGCUCGCAAAGGCAGAAGCGUCGAAGACUUCGUCGAGAACGUCGUCUCGAGCGGCCUACCCCGGAACAGGGUGCUCCUCGCCAUAUCCCUGUCGGGCUACGUGUGCACCAUGUCCAAGCUCCCCGAGAAAAACGAGGUUCCCAGGUGGAUUGACACGCACGCCGUUCGCGUGAUUUCAUACAGGGAGGCCUGCCAGUUGGUGCGAAAAACCGAAUGGGCCCUGUCUUACGACCAAGAGAGUGAGAAGCCGCACGCAUGGCGCAACAACGUCUGGAUGGGAUACGAGGACGAGAUAAGUGUGCGCAAGAUGGCCUCGCUCGUAGACAAGAUGUUUCUCGGGGGUGUCAUCAUUUGGGAUGUCGGCAACGACGACUACUUAGGCCGCUGCGGGCUCACCAACCCGCUAGUGAGGGCCAUUUUCACCGAGGUUGAAGGCACGCCCAUCGACGACAACUCAACGGCCAUCAUAUCAAGCUUCAACGUAACGGACUCCGAAGCGGCUCACACUUUCAACAAAACUCUCGGGAUGGAUGAGAAGCGAGUGCAGUAAAAGUGUGCAUCAGUG